AUCGGGGAUCUGUGAUGCGCCUGGAUCCCACCACAUCCGUCCUCUGCCACGGAUCGAGCUCACAGCUCCGACGUCGAUCGGCAUGUGAGCGAGGUGUCGAGAGACCGCGGCGGAGUAAAGGGGGGGAGAGAAAUACGGAAAUUGGGGGAAGGGACAAGGGACAGGGAGAGCAAUGGUGGAAGACAGGGGCCUGUGGAGGAUUUUGCGGUGAAAGUGAGGCGGACAGGGAUGCUGUGGUGGGGUCUUGUGUCUGCGGUCUGACUGUUCUCUCGAAGAACCCACUGGGCGAGGUCUGAGAAUCCCAGGCAUGCGUUUGCCUGCUGCCCCUCUUUCCCCGCCCCCUCUCUACUUAGUAUUUCCGAUUCUGUUCACGAGGAAAGUGUGCAUGGAUCCCGCACUGAGUGGGUUCUGAGCAAUCCGAGGGGUUCUUCUCAGCCACAUUGUGACUAUUCCCCGCGCCGCCUCCUCCUCUCCCUUUUUGUGCUGCUGCUUCGUCUCAUCUUGGGGGUGUGAUUCGGGAGUGGGUUGAGUUGGUGGAGCGCAAUGGAGGUCGUGGAGAGAUUCUACGGUGAGUUGGAUGGGAAGGUCUCGCAGGGCGUGAAUGCAUUGCUGGGUAGUUUUGGGGUGGAGUUGACGGAUACGCCCACUACCAAAGGCUUGCCCCUCGUUGACAGUCCCACACCCAUCGUCCUCGGUGUUUCUGUAUACUUGACUAUUGUCAUUGGAGGGCUUUUGUGGAUAAAGGCCAGGGAUCUGAAACCGCGCGCCUCGGAGCCAUUUUUGCUCCAAGCUUUGGUGCUUGUGCACAACCUGUUCUGUUUUGCGCUCAGUCUGUAUAUGUGCGUGGGCAUCGCUUAUCAGGCUAUUACCUGGCGGUACUCUCUCUGGGGCAAUGCAUACAAUCCUAAACAUAAAGAGAUGGCGAUUCUGGUAUACUUGUUCUACAUGUCUAAGUACGUGGAAUUCAUGGAUACCGUUAUCAUGAUACUGAAGCGCAGCACCAGGCAAAUAAGCUUCCUCCACGUUUAUCAUCAUUCUUCAAUUUCCCUCAUUUGGUGGGCUAUUGCUCAUCACGCUCCUGGCGGUGAAGCAUAUUGGUCUGCGGCUCUGAACUCAGGAGUGCAUGUUCUCAUGUAUGCGUAUUACUUCUUGGCUGCCUGCCUUCGAAGUAGCCCAAAGUUAAAAAAUAAGUACCUUUUUUGGGGCAGGUACUUGACACAAUUCCAAAUGUUCCAGUUUAUGCUGAACUUAGUGCAGGCUUACUACGACAUGAAAACGAAUGCGCCAUAUCCACAAUGGCUGAUCAAGAUUUUGUUCUACUACAUGAUCUCGUUGCUGUUUCUUUUCGGCAAUUUUUACGUACAAAAAUACAUCAAACCCUCUGACGGAAAGCAAAAGGGAGCUAAAACUGAGUGAGCUGUAUCAAGCCAUAGAAACUCUAUUAUGUUAGAACCUGAAGUUGGUGCUUUCUUAUCUCCACUUAUCUUUUAAGCAGCAUCAGUUUUGAAAUGAUGUGUGGGCGUGGUCUGCAAGUAGUCAUCAAUAUAAUCGGCCUGAGCACUUCAGAUGGAUUGUUAGAACAUGAGUAAAAGCGGUUAUUACGGUGUUUAUUUUGUACCAAAUCACCGCACGGGUGAAUUGAAAUAUUUCAGAUUUGAUCAAUUUCAUCUGAUUGUAUGUAUCUUA
This is a messenger RNA of Physcomitrium patens, 1686 nucleotides long. RefSeq lists its product as uncharacterized. Gene Ontology annotation, cellular component: endoplasmic reticulum membrane. Gene Ontology annotation, molecular function: fatty acid elongase activity. Gene Ontology annotation, biological process: fatty acid elongation, monounsaturated fatty acid; fatty acid elongation, polyunsaturated fatty acid; very long-chain fatty acid biosynthetic process. Lineage: Eukaryota; Viridiplantae; Streptophyta; Bryopsida; Funariales; Funariaceae. The record is from RefSeq and is a predicted model, not a curated record.